This is a messenger RNA of Ceraceosorus guamensis, 2242 nucleotides long. RefSeq names its product putative methylmalonate-semialdehyde dehydrogenase mitochondrial precursor. Gene Ontology annotation, cellular component: mitochondrion. Gene Ontology annotation, biological process: L-valine catabolic process; thymine catabolic process. NCBI's taxonomy places the organism in Eukaryota, Fungi, Basidiomycota, Exobasidiomycetes, Ceraceosorales, Ceraceosoraceae. Gene Ontology annotation, molecular function: methylmalonate-semialdehyde dehydrogenase (acylating, NAD+) activity; malonate-semialdehyde dehydrogenase (acetylating, [NAD(P)+]) activity. The transcript has 7 exons. The coding region runs from base 146 to 1834 and encodes 562 amino acids. The record is from RefSeq and is a predicted model, not a curated record.
UAAUUCUCAUGAGCAUUCAUUCACGAUUCUAGGCUUGCCUGCGUUUUGGCAGCAAAGGGUCCAUCGCUGCGCACGACGACGACGCGCUCAUUCUCUUCGAAUCGUGCACACGGCGACCACGUCCAUCGCUACACAUUCCUAGAACAUGGCUACCAAGAUGCUACUGGGUCGCAGAGGUCCCAGCCUUGCGCACCUCAGCUCCUCCACACGUCUGCACUCUCUUCUCCCUCGCGCCUCCUCAACAGCAACAGCAUCAGCUUCCUCUCCAUCCGAGUCCACAUUGGGCUCCUUAGCUCACUCUAAAGCGCAAGAUGUGGAUGCAAAGUGGAAGGGAACCUCUGCCUUAGGUGGCACCACAAAGAACUUUGUGCACGGAGAGUUUGUAGAGAGCAAGACGGAUAGAUGGGUCGAAGUUCGGGAUCCUGCCACCCAAACGAUUCUCUCUCGUGUGCCAGACACUCCUGCAUCGGAAUUCCAACAAGCUGUAGACUCUGCCUCGUCGGCUUUUCCGGAUUGGUCGGCCACCUCGGUGCUCUCUCGACAGGGCAUCAUGCUUAAAUACCAAGCCUUGAUUCGAUCUCAUAUGGAUGAUCUCGCAAACAGCAUCGUGUUGGAGCAAGGCAAGACGUUCGAAGAUGCCAAAGGAGAUGUCUUGAGAGGUCUGCAGGUGGUCGAGACGGCUUGCAGUAUUACGUCUACAUUGAUGGAAGAGAGAUUGGAGGUGGCAAAGGAUAUGGAUACGCACGCAAGGCGCGUUCCCCUCGGUGUCACUGCCGCCAUUUGCCCCUUUAACUUCCCAGCCAUGAUUCCGCUCUGGAGCAUUCCCAUGGCUACAGUCACCGGCAACACGCUCGUCCUCAAGCCAUCAGAGAGGGAUCCAGGAGCUUCGAUGAUCCUUGCCGAAUUGGCCACCUUGGCAGGCUUUCCCAAGGGUGUCUUGAACGUGGUCAAUGGCACAGUCGAUGUGGUCAACUCUAUCUGCGAUGCGCCCGAGAUCAAAGCCAUCAGCUUUGUAGGGUCCGACAGAGCAGGCGCUCAUAUUUACAAUCGAGGCACUUCCAACGGCAAGAGGGUCCAAGCGAACCUGGGAGCAAAGAACCACGCAGUAUUGAUGCCAGACGCGAAUCUGGAACAUGCGCUCAACUCUAUUGGAGGUGCUGCUUUUGGAGCUGCAGGACAGAGGUGCAUGGCUCUGAGCGUCGUCGUCACUGUUGGUGAUGCCAAACGCUUUGUCCCUAUGCUCGUCGAAAGAGCCAAGAGUCUGCGGGUGGGAAGCGGUUUCGAGGAUGUGGACCUCGGCCCCUUGAUCUCCCCGCAAGCGCGCGAAAGGGUUAUCGAGCUCACCUCGUCCGUCGAGUCUGAAGGCGGACGCAUCCUGUUGGACGGUAGAUCCUACCGCAACUCUGCCUUCCCAGAAGGAAACUUUGUCGGACCCUCCAUCGUGGAAGCUGGACCUGGUAUGAAAGCGUACGAUCAGGAGAUUUUUGGGCCGACGCUAGUCGUGCUCAAUGUCCCAACGCUCGAAGACGCUGUCGAGGUCAUCAAUCGAAACAAGUAUGGCAAUGGGGCGGCCAUCUUCACAAACAAUGGCGCGACGGCUCGCAAGUUUGAAAAGGACAUCAAUGUCGGGCAAGUCGGCAUCAAUGUUCCUGUCCCAGUGCCUCUCCCAAUGUUUGCAUGGAGUGGAAACAAGGGCUCGGUCAUGGGCGAUAUCGGCUUCUAUGGCAAACAAGGUCUCAAUUUCUACACCCAGUUGAAGACCGUCACUUCUCUUUGGAGGAGCGCAGAUGCAACUAGCGCCACGGCCAGCGUCAACAUGCCGACCAUGUCGUGAAGCAUGAUUCGGCUACUCGUAAUUCAUUCUGCCUCUUUUGUCAACCGAGGCUAGCGGGCACAGUCAAGGUACUCGCUUAAAAUAAAUGACAGCACAAGUGUCAACCUCUUUAGAGGGGAGAGUGGAUUCAUUGAUCGCUUGGAAGCUACAUGCUCGCGCCCCUUGCCAGAAGAGGGCGACCUAUCGGGACUUCUUUGGUGCGAUCGAGCGUCGAGAGAAGGAGCGAUCGAACGGGAGAGAUACAAUGGGUUGAGCGUUGGGAACGACUACUUUCACAUUCGGAAUUUUGGAUGGAUCUUCAUUCGGUGGAGUGAGUUCACGACCGAUGCUUGUUUCAAGUUGCUGUUCGACAAAGGAAAGAUUGUCAUAUCGGUCAGCGGCUGCCCCGCGUCUGCGCUCUGGAGCCAU